Molecule: messenger RNA, 1768 nt
Organism: Nelumbo nucifera (sacred lotus)
Lineage: Eukaryota; Viridiplantae; Streptophyta; Magnoliopsida; Proteales; Nelumbonaceae
Source: RefSeq, a predicted model, not a curated record
GUAUUCUCUCCCGCGCAAACAAAACUCCCACAGUCCCACUUCCCUCGUCAUCCCUCAGUCUGCAUCAGUGAACCUCCCACUUCCAACCAUCUCUCCUUAAUCUCUUGCGUCUCCUUCCUUCGGCGUCUGAAAAGAAGCGAUCAGACUGAACCAGAAAUCUGGUGAGGGCAUCUAGGUUUUCAUAGUUCGAACAGGGCGUCUAGGUUUUCAUGACAGUUUGAGUAGGGCAUCUAGGUUUCAUCGCCUGAAUAGGAUGGACAGUGAGGAUCACAUAGAUCCAGAACUCCCCAACAAUGACCAUACUGUAGAGGAGGUUGGAGGUUCAUCCUCCCAAGCCCUUGGGCCCUCCCGUAGAAAAAGGGGGUCAGGGAAGCGUGGCAACACAGUGUUGCCACAUGUCCUAUAGAGGAAGACUCCAACCGUGGAGCUUGAUCAUUAUGAUCGGCCUGUUGGGGAAGUGAGGCCAGAAUUGAUGUUGUAUAUAGGUAUGUUAGCGAGGGAUUGUUCUAUAAUCCCAAUCUGCACCACCGACUGGAGGACAAUAACCGAUGAGGCAAAAAACAGAAUUUAUGACGCUGUUAAAGAAAAAAUUAUUUUCCCAAAUGAGAUGGAGAAAACAGAUAUCCUUGCUGCAGCUGGAAAGAUGCAUCUGCUUUCGAUGUCAUGUAAAGAAGAAAUAUUUUGACAAAUAUGCUCCUGAUCGUGAGAAAGCAUUCUCGGAGGCACUUCAACAUGAGAGAAAUAUUGAUCGCGGUGAUCUUCAAUGCCUCUUUAACCAUUGGGAAACACCAGAGAGCAAGGCAAAGUGUGAAAUUAUGACUGAAGUGAGGUCACAUAAUACGGUCCCUCACCACAUGGGCUGGAAAUCCUAUGCUGCUCACCUCCAUGAAAUGACGGAAGAAAGAAGGCAAAACAAUAUGCCCCCACCCAGGAGAGAGGACCUAUUCAAGAAGGCCUAUACAAAUUCUCAGGGGGAGUUUUAUGACCCUCGAGCGAGGGAACUUGCUGCCAAGAUGAAAGCAUAUGUGGAUGAACAAGCAGAACAGGGCACCCAAGUUGAGCCCAUUGGUGCCAAUAAUGCAGUGGCGGUGAUUUUGGGUAAAGAUCAUCCAUCGUGCGCUUGUUGCUUGUGCUUUGGGGUGAACCCAAAGCAUGCGUUCGGAACUAAUGGGUCCAAAAGUACCACCAGUAGUACAUACACUUCGGGUGAUUCAGAGUUUUGGAAAGAAAACCAAAUGCUUCGAGGAGAGGUGGGUGAUCUUCAAGCAAAAGUAGCACGAUUGGAGUCCGUGGUGGAGCAGUUAGCGCACCGUCAAGGAUUGGAUGCCUUGUUUCCCACUCCCGCUUCGGUUCAGGUAAAAUCUUGAAAAUUGAUCCCUCUACUAUGGUUAAGUAGUUGAUAAGAGUGCACCUUGAUGAGUAUGAUUGGUGAAACUAAUUCCUAAACUAUAAAAACCCCAAACCUAGAAAACUUAGAAACUAAUUCCUGAAACCCCAAACCUAGAAACUAAUUCCUGAAACCCCAAACCUAGAAACUAAUUCCUGAACUAUAAAAACCCCAUUCAACACCAUACUAUUGAAUAUGAAAACUUUGGUUGUUCAUAUCCAACAGCCUGGGCUGUCAACAGGGCUAGUCUAGUCUGACCUGGGAAUCUUUCACGUGACAUUCCAUUAGGGCUCCAUGUCUACCCCUCCCUCUGAAAGAAAAAAAAAAAAGAGUUGAACUCAUGUAGGUCUGCUUUAUUAUUGUUUAAUAGUUUUCUUUUCU